AUGUGUAAAGAGGGAUUCAGUGGAGAUGGACAGAAUGAUUGUUCCCAGUCAUUCCUCUUCCAAUACGAUACACACCAUCAACUUCCACGAAAGAAGAACUCAAAAAUGGAAUGGAAUUUGAAGAAACCAAUGAAAAUCUUCGGAGAGAAUACAGAAAAAUUAACAGUGACAUCAACAGGAUUGAUUGCUGUCAAUGAGGUUAACAGAUAUGGAGGUAGAUUAGAAGAUAUGCAAUUGGUUGGAAUUGCUCCAUUCUUUGGACCAAUUGAUUUAUCGAGAAAUGGAGCUGUUAGUGUAGAAGAGGUGGAUGAUGUGGAAGUUUUGAGAAGGGUGACAAGGACGAUUGCUGAGAACUAUAAUGAUCCAAGUUUCGAAGCAAAGAGUGCCCUAGUAGUUACUUUUUCAAAUGUGACUGAUGGAAGACAGUCGAAAGGCAACACAUUCCAAGCUCUUUUAAUAGACGGAUCUGGUGCUAGAAACGAAAAAAUGACAUUCGUCGAAUUAAUGUAUCGAGAUCUCCCAUGGGCAAGUGGAGCAGAAGCUGGAAUCCUUUCCUCCGAUGCUUCUUCCUCCAUCCUUCUACCAGCAUCCGGAACUGAGGCUAUCGCACAAUUAGCUAAGAAUAGUAACAUCAAACAACCAGGAACCUGGCUUUACCGUAUCGAUAAACCCCAACUCAUGCCAUGUGCUCAACCAAUUCAAGUUCCUCCCUAUUGUGACCAUCUUUUGAGUACUGCACCAAGACUCCCUUCAAAACUUCUAGAAGAGAAGAAGGAAGACUUGACACUUCCAUCUCCAGGAGCAUUCUUAAUUGAUCAGCCAUCAGAGACCAUCGUGCCAACUCUGGUUCGAGGGGGUGGUACUGUAACGAGAGGAAGAAAUUCGAACAAUGUUCUUACUGUAACAAGUGCCCCGAUUGCUAAUCAACCGAAACGACCAACUACAAAGGCUACGACUAGACCUCGUCCAAACUUCUCCAGUACUCCACAUCGUCCGAUUGUAUCCCUUUCGGAUGAAGACUUUGAAGUUGGACCAGAUGCUUUCGAAGUCACAUUCCCACCAUUUGUCACUGUUCAACCAGAACUCUUCCGUCCAAAUAAACGAGUCGGUUCUUCUCCAAAGUCUACACAAAGACCCCUUCCAGACUUUUCUAUCAAAACACCACUAAAAGAAGAAGUGUCCACAUCUACAGAAUCCACGACUUCUUCUCGACCAACUACUCUUGCUCCAGCUCAUUCUCCAAUCGAUGAGGAUAUGUCAGAAAAUGAAGAGUCACCAUUUGAAGCUGUCAACUUUACUGAUGACUUGGAAUCUUUGGAUAAUGCGGUUAGAUUCCGAACAACGAAGAAACGACCAGAUCUGACGCCACCACCAAAAGACCUUGUCGGAGAUGCUCAUGUGGUGGAAACUUCUGAAGAUGAAGAGACUACAACUACAACAACUAGUACUACAACAACGUCUACAACAAUGGCUCCAACGACAACCACGACAACAAUGGCAACUACAGAAGCGAGAAGCACAGAAGUGCCUCCAUCGAUAUUUGUGUUCACGACGACUCAGAAGCCACGACCUUCACAGAUGGAGAUCACACAACGGAGGAUCGUGCAACAACCAUCAGUGGUUGUGAACUCACAACUUCCGAAGCAGCGGAAUGAGCCAACAGUGAAUGUGGGUCACGCAGAUGAGCAGUCGUCAAGAAUGGCCAUCCUUCUACCAGUGAGCAUAAUCCUUGCCUGGAUGGUAAUCCUAGUUUGUAUUGGUGCCUACGUUUGUUAUAGGCGACGGAAUAGCUCUCGAGAAUCGUCUCAACUCCGUGCCAUGUACGGCGUCUCCUAUGGUAUCCGUCCGACGGCAUACGAGUCAAAGCGAAAGGAAUCCACGUAUGAGGAUCAUUUAGAAAGGGCGGCACGACUCGGCGGCCAACCGGCUACUCUUUCCGGUCAACAGGUUGGUGCAGGAAAGGUGUCGCAGUACGGAAGUUACUGGAACAUUCCACUCUCCAAUCAUUCACCAGCUCGUCUUUCAACACAAGAACGACAGUCUCCGCCGAGUUUUAUUAACAACGGGUAUACUAAUCAGACGCGGUACGCAUAUGCAGGGCACUAUUAA
Caenorhabditis briggsae is the source of this 2109-nucleotide messenger RNA. The record is from RefSeq and is a predicted model, not a curated record. The transcript is spliced from 7 exons. Gene Ontology annotation, biological process: cell-matrix adhesion. The coding region runs from base 1 to 2109 and encodes 702 amino acids. NCBI's taxonomy places the organism in Eukaryota, Metazoa, Nematoda, Chromadorea, Rhabditida, Rhabditidae.